Malassezia pachydermatis is the source of this 957-nucleotide messenger RNA. Its product is annotated as proteolysis and peptidolysis-related protein. Bases 1 to 957 code for a protein of 318 amino acids. Gene Ontology annotation, molecular function: protein binding. NCBI's taxonomy places the organism in Eukaryota, Fungi, Basidiomycota, Malasseziomycetes, Malasseziales, Malasseziaceae. Gene Ontology annotation, cellular component: nucleus; cytoplasm. The transcript has 8 exons. The record is from RefSeq and is a predicted model, not a curated record.
AUGUCGGCGCUCUUUAAUUUCCAGUCACUCUUGCUUGUCGUCCUUCUGACGAUAUGCACAUGCACCUAUAUUCGCGCUACAGCGCCUGUGCUUAUUGAUCGGAAUAAAAAAGGCUUCCUCGGCAUGUUUUUCAAGGCAGCUCGGAUCGGUGAACGGCUGUCCCCUUAUUGUUCUAUAGCAUGCUUUGUGAUGGCCGUUCGAAUCCGUUGCAUCGUGCAUGCCUCGACGGUAAGUCGUCAGCAUUCCUCACAUCUAGGCAAUCUAGGGAUUGUCCGUGAUCUUCUAGAGACCGAUCAGGGACUUGCCGCAUUGCUUCAAGCCGACGAAGACGGGCGAAUGCCCUUGCACUGGGCGGCGACGAGCGACGACAAACUCGAACUUGUGGAAGCCUUGCUAGGUGCAGGCGAGAUUCCUUUGGACGACAAGGAUCACAGUGGAUGGACACCACUCAUGAUUGCAGCGUCGGCGGGAGCACGUCGUAUCGUGUCGCUGCUUAUAGCACGGGGAGCCGAUGUACAUGCCGGCAAUCACAAACGGAUCACCGCGCUGCAUUACGCAAGCAGUAAGAACCAUGCAGAUGUCGUACGUGCUCUUCUCGAGGCUGGUGCCGACGUUAACGCGCUGGACGGUGCGAAUCAGAGGCCAUUACACCGCGCCGCCUCCGCAGGCCACGAUGCCAUUGUGCGUAUCCUGCUCAAGCCACCGCCACGCACAGACGGUACGCCGCAUCCUAAGACACGCGUCAAUCCCGCAGAUCGUCUGGGCAAUACGCCCCUGCAUUUGGCGGUGGAUUCAGCGCAUGCGCAGACUGCGGCGCUGCUCAUAGAUGUGGGCGGCGCCGAUCGGAAUCGCGUGAACACCGAUGGGCUGGUGGCCGAGCAGAUGGAAGGUGUGGGUGGCGUCGAGCAGAAACGUGUACGUGAGUUCCUAGCGCAGUCGUUUGGUGCGUUGGGUUAA